AUGAGCAAGUUUGUUUCAGGAGUGUCUGAAUUGGUUAUGAAAGAAUGUUGUACUGCUAUGCUUGUCCAUGACAUGGAUAUUUCUCGCCUUAUGGUUCAUGCUCAACAAAUUGAGGACGAAAAACUUAAGGAGAAGUCUAGGGAACUAAAGAGGGCAAGAACUGAUGAUGGUUCUUCUAAUGCUCCUCCAUUAUCCAACAAAGAUAGGGUGCCUAACCCUAAGCCUCAAGGCGGGAAUGGUAGUGGCUCUUUAGUGUCGACUUGUGCGAAGUGUGGAAGAAAGCAUAAGGGCAAAUGUCUAGCGGGUACCAAUGCUUGUUUUGGUUGUGGUAAGAUGGACCACGAGAUAAGAGAUUGUCCUUCUGUUUCUAAGAAUGAAGGAGAUAGUCUUCGUAGGGCUCAACCCUACCCUUCAUCCGGUCCAAGUGAUUCGAUUUUGAGUGCUCCUAAGCAAAGUAGGUUUUAUACAGCUCAGACUCGUGGUCAACAAGAGAGUUCUCCCGAUGUGGUUAUCGAACCUUUUUAUGUCUCUACUCCUGUAGGUGAUUCUAUUGUGGCUAAGAAGGUCUAA
This is a messenger RNA of Solanum stenotomum, 570 nucleotides long. RefSeq lists its product as uncharacterized. Gene Ontology annotation, molecular function: zinc ion binding; nucleic acid binding. Lineage: Eukaryota; Viridiplantae; Streptophyta; Magnoliopsida; Solanales; Solanaceae. The transcript is spliced from 3 exons. The coding region runs from base 1 to 570 and encodes 189 amino acids. The record is from RefSeq and is a predicted model, not a curated record.